AGCGAGGAGGCCUCGCCGCAGGGCAGGGCGGGCCGGGCGCCGGCGCCGCGCUACGAGGAGAUCGACUGCCUCAUCAACGAGGAGCACACGGUGAAGGGGCGGCGCGAGGGCAGCGAGGUGUUCCUGCCCUUCAGCUGGGUGGAGAAGUACUUCCAGGUGUACGGGCGCAUCGCGCCGGCCGACGGCGGCGAGAGGUUCGAGUUCUCCCACAGCUACUCCAAGGUGUACGCCCAGCGCGCGCCGUACCGGCCCGACGGCGUCUUCAUGUCCUUCGAGGGCUACAACGUGGAGCUGCGCGACAGGGUCAAGUGCAUCAGCGGCGUG
Molecule: messenger RNA, 324 nt
Organism: Passer montanus (Eurasian tree sparrow)
Lineage: Eukaryota; Metazoa; Chordata; Aves; Passeriformes; Passeridae
Product: D-glucuronyl C5-epimerase-like
Exons: 1
Biological process (GO): heparan sulfate proteoglycan biosynthetic process
Cellular component (GO): Golgi apparatus
Molecular function (GO): heparosan-N-sulfate-glucuronate 5-epimerase activity
Source: RefSeq, a predicted model, not a curated record